AUGACUAGAUUAGCUUGUUACUUAAUAACUGCAUUAUUUUAUUUUAUCAAUGGAGUUGAUUGUCUUGUAAGAUGUAAUAACGUAACUACGAUAAAAAGUUUUACUCGUUUUCCACCGGUGUCAGUAAUUUGUGAUCACAUUGAGAUGCAACUUUUUUCUGAAUCCUUUGUUUAUUUUAUUGAAACUGAUUUUUUUACUGAAACAUGCACCUACAGUUUAUUAACCAAGGCAUACAUAUCUGAAAACUUUAUCAUUGCAGCUGAAAAUAAAACUGUUUAUAGAAGAGGUCCAGAUGCUCAUACUAUCAGAUUAUCUUGUAUACCAGAAAAGGCAGAAUAUCUCACUGGAGGUAUCUAUUUUUUGAUUCAACGUUUACCAAAUAAAGUUACUCAAUUUAAAUUGGAGAAAGAGUAUAGGAAGAGUGUUUGUGAACAUUUUUUAAAUGAAGCAGCUCAAUAUAGUUCGGAUGAAAGCUCAAACGAAGAUACAGUUAAAUUUAUUCGACGUGCUACUAAUUCCGAAGGCCUUACAGGUAUUUUUAUUGAUGGUAGAAUUAAUUAUAUUCAAUGUGAUAUUGUUGAUUUACCAAUUAAAAACAUGUCAAUUAUUGAAUCUGAAUGUUUUAAUGGUACAAAAGUUAGGACAAAUGAUGGACAAACAUGGUAUACAUAUAAUGGACUAGACAUUAUUGAUGAAGAUAAAGUAAAAGAAAAGAAUAUUACAAAAAAAGAGGAAAAUAUUCUUGAAGGAAGUACUAAUUACAUUAUGAGCGCUCCCUUAGCAUGGGAGAGGGCUGGGGUUCGAUUCCCCAUAUCUCCAUAUCUUUUUGAAAUUUAUGAAUAA
Molecule: messenger RNA, 843 nt
Organism: Strongyloides ratti
Lineage: Eukaryota; Metazoa; Nematoda; Chromadorea; Rhabditida; Strongyloididae
Exons: 3
Coding region: 1-843 (280 amino acids)
Source: RefSeq, a predicted model, not a curated record